Molecule: messenger RNA, 1462 nt
Organism: Chanos chanos (milkfish)
Lineage: Eukaryota; Metazoa; Chordata; Actinopteri; Gonorynchiformes; Chanidae
Product: CTD nuclear envelope phosphatase 1A-like
Exons: 8
Coding region: 513-1259 (248 amino acids)
Molecular function (GO): phosphatase activity
Source: RefSeq, a predicted model, not a curated record
CCGAAGCCUACCGCGGUGUCUCCGAAGAGUUCAGAGGAGCAAUUCUAACUUGAAUUUGCAAGUCCAGAAACUACUCCCUCAGAGAAUUCAAAGUCGUCAGGAUCACUACCUUGUUGACUGGUUAUGUAGUUAUCUGGCUUGUUAGCCAACAUCGUUCGCUGUUUGAGUUGAUUGAGUGGCAAAGCAGAGCUAGCUCGCUACCUUGUUAGGGUAACACGUCGACUAAGUGCAAUUUCUUCAUCGCACUUAUUUUUGUCAUUUCAUACUUUUGCACAUUUUAGCUAACUGUUUUUAUGCAUUUUUAACCAAUGCGAUUCGUGUUGACAAGUGUGCCGAGGCACUUGUACGUUGUUCAAAAUCUGAUUAAUUUGGACGUUGGUCAGUACCGUUAAGUCGGUACCGUUUAGAGGGACUUUGGACGAAGACUUGGUCUAUAGAGACGGUGGUUGGCUUAGCGCUGUUAUAUAUAUAUUUUUUUACGAUAUUACCACUCCUUUGCGGGUGCUGGUGUUAUGGUCGACAUGCUGAAGACCCGCCAGUGUCUGCUCGGUAUCCGCACUUUCCUCGGAGUGACGUCCAGGAUAUGGGGCUUCAUUUUAUAUAUACUCAGGAAGCACCUACGCACGAUCAUUCAGUAUCAGACGGUGCGAUAUGACACAUUACCAUUGUCACCUGUCUCCAGAAACAGACUCAACGCUGUGAAGCGGAAGGUUCUGGUCCUGGAUCUGGAUGAGACACUCAUUCACUCUCACCAUGACGGGGUCCUGAGGCCAACAGUACGGCCUGGCACUCCUCCAGACUUCAUUCUCAAGGUGGUCAUUGAUAAACAUCCUGUCAGAUUCUUUGUACAUAAAAGGCCGCAUGUCGACUUCUUUUUAGAAGUGGUCAGUCAGUGGUAUGAAUUGGUGGUGUUUACUGCAAGUAUGGAGAUUUAUGGAUCUGCAGUAGCCGAUAAGCUGGACAACAACAGGGGCAUCCUGAAACGUAGAUACUACAGACAGCAUUGUACAUUGGAUCUAGGUAGUUAUAUUAAAGACCUGUCUGUGGUACACGACGACCUCUCCAGUAUAGUCAUUCUUGAUAAUUCACCCGGGGCCUACCGCAGUCAUCCAGACAAUGCAAUACCAAUCAAAUCGUGGUUCAGUGACCCCAGCGAUACAGCACUUCUUAACUUGCUGCCAAUGCUAGAUGCACUAAGAUUCACUGCUGAUGUUAGGUCCGUCCUCAGUCGAAACCUCCACCAGCAUCGGCUCUGGUGAUUGGACGACGGAGGGCUGCGUCUGGCCCUCGAUUUUUACAACCCCUCCCCUCCUGGCGGCCGCCCCAUUUCCUUUCCCUAGACGCUGACCUUUCACCUCUCCACAAACUCCUUCUCCCAGGGGUCAGCAAGGACAGAAUUCACAGCAUAAACCGGACACAGUGGAGGGGGAACGGAUUAGGAGAAAUAGGAAAUGGGUCAUAA